Messenger RNA from Cornus florida, 2245 nucleotides. Its product is annotated as cysteine--tRNA ligase 2, cytoplasmic. NCBI's taxonomy places the organism in Eukaryota, Viridiplantae, Streptophyta, Magnoliopsida, Cornales, Cornaceae. Gene Ontology annotation, biological process: cysteinyl-tRNA aminoacylation. The coding region runs from base 186 to 1781 and encodes 531 amino acids. The transcript has 9 exons. Gene Ontology annotation, cellular component: cytoplasm. Gene Ontology annotation, molecular function: cysteine-tRNA ligase activity; ATP binding. The record is from RefSeq and is a predicted model, not a curated record.
UUUCCAUUCACACGAUAACGAAUCCAGACUGUAGAGCACAAAAUUCCCAACGUAUAACAUUUUCUCUAUACCCUAAAACCAUUUUCAUUUCAGAGUAUGCUAUAAAUCUGCGAGCUGAUAGGUGGUUAGGGUUAGGGUUUCUGCUGAAAUUGGUGUGUGUGUGAGAGAGAGAGAGUUCUGUGUCAAUGGAGAAAGAACAGUUGAUGUUGUAUAACACCAUGACGAAACAGAAAGAGAUCUUCGUCCCCAAAGUGCCUGGCAAGGUUGGCAUGUAUGUCUGCGGCGUUACAGCUUACGAUUUCAGCCAUAUCGGCCACGCUCGCGCCUAUGUCGCCUUCGAUGUCCUCUACAGGUACCUUAAAUACUCGGGCUGUGAAGUUGAAUAUGUGCGGAAUUUCACCGAUGUAGAUGACAAGAUAAUUCGUCGUGCCAAUGAGCUCGGGGAGGAUCCACUGUCUUUGAGCGAUCGAUUUUGCCAAGAAUAUCUUGAUGAUAUGGUUGACCUUCAGUGCCUACCUCCUACACAUCAGCCACGUGUUUCUGGUCACAUUGAGCAAAUCAAGGAUAUGAUAGCUCAGAUUAUUAGUAAUGGAUGUGCUUACAUAGUCGAAGGGGAUGUGUACUUCUCUGUUGAUAAUUUCCCGAACUAUGGUAAGUUAUCUGGACGAAAGCUGGAAGACAACAGAGCUGGUGAAAGGGUUGCUGUUGAUUUAAGAAAGCGAAAUCCUGCUGACUUUGCUUUGUGGAAGGCUGCAAAACCUGGAGAGCCAAGUUGGAACAGCCCUUGGGGCCCUGGAAGACCUGGAUGGCACAUCGAAUGCAGUGCUAUGAGUGCUCAUUAUCUGAGCCACACGUUUGAUAUUCAUGGUGGUGGAAUGGAUUUAAUCUUUCCACAUCAUGAAAAUGAGAUUGCUCAGAGCUGUGCUGCCUGCUCAGAGAGCAAUGUUAAGUACUGGAUCCAUAACGGGUUUGUCACUGCAAAUGAUGAAAAAAUGUCAAAAUCCCUUGGUAAUUUUUUUACCAUUCGAGAGGUUACUAAAAUUUACCAUCCACUAGCGUUGAGGCACUUCUUGAUGGGCACACACUAUCGAUCACCUGUUAAUUAUUCGAUCUCUCAGAUUGAAAUUGCAUCAGAGGCUGUUUUCUAUAUAUAUCAGACCUUGCAAGAUUGUGAAGAUGCUUUAUCAAUAUUUCGAGAUGGAAACCAAAAGGAAGGAACUCAACCUAAUGGCAAAACAGCACGGAUUACUCCUGCUGCCCAAGAUUGCAUCAACAAGCUACGUAGUGAUUUUCAGACAAAAAUGUCAGAUGAUUUGCAUACACCAUAUAUAUUGAAUGCUUCCCUUCAAGAAGCUUUAAGAUUCAUGAACAGUUCUUUGACCCAGCUAAAGAAGAAGCAACAGAAGCAACAACAAUUAUCAAUGAUUCAGUCCCUCACUGAAUUACAAAAAGAAGUCGGUGAAGUUUUGAGCACCCUGGGAUUGCUGACUGCUUUGUCUUACUCUGAGGUUCUGCAGCAGUUGAAAGAUAAAGCAUUAAAGAGAGCAGAAAUGACAGAAGAUGACGUCUUGCGUCUGAUUGAAGAAAGAACAGUGGCAAGGAAAAGCAAAAAUUUCUCGAGGAGUGAUCAGGUCAGAAGUGAAUUGGCUGCCAAAGGCAUUGCUUUAAUGGAUGUGGGAAAGGAAACUGCAUGGAGGCCUUGUGUUCGAGUUGAUCAAGAACAGCCAUCUGUGCCAGUUGAACAAAGACAACCAUGCGUGCCAGCUGAAAAAGAAAAGUAGACAUUGCCAGCGUCAAUCUGAUGGUGCAUAACCCUAUUUUGGCCCCAAUUCACGUAUUUUUUUGUUUCUCUAAUUACGCUGGAGCGACAUAAUUAUUGAAGACGUGAUGACAUAUUGUUACUUGUUGUAACAUUUGGAGGUCUUUUACUUGUGACAAAUCCUUAUUUUGUUGUAAUCCAGCGCCAGGGAGAUUCAAGUGCAUGGCUUAAAUUUGAGGGCUCUCUGUGCCAGCAAAAACAGCAAGGAAGCAGGAAAUUGCUGUUUCUGUAAUCCUUAUCAUAUAAUGUCUGAUUAAUAAAUCUUAGGACUUUCGGAUCAUUAUGAGUUAACCAUUUUAUUGUACUUGUUUGAUGAAACUCCUUGCUAUUUCUUUCCGAGUUGUGAUAAAGAGUCUGAAAGUUGGACAAAUCCCGACUACAUUUAUGCAUCCGAUUCUCGGACUAUUUAUCAUUUUCAUUUCUUUC